AUGCCCCCUCGUAAGAAACAGCGGACCGACGGUGACGCGCCUCCAGUAGCUGCAGUGCCCCGGCGUACAACGAGGGCGUCAGCCAAAGCCGCUCAAGCAGAUGGUUCCGUCGCUGAAGGUCCGGCUACUGACGCUAAACCGAUUCGGAAAGCAAAGGCUAAGACGGCUAACCCUGACGCGCUAAAAUGUGUUGUGCACAAGGGUCGUCUACAGACGCUUCCGGACCUCGCGGUGGAGAUCUAUAACUUCCUAGAGUUGGAAGACAUAUUUAAUCUCUCGCGGACCAACAAGAAGUUCCGCGCUUUUUUCGCGGACAAGAACGACGAGCAGAAGCUGUGGGUGCCCGCGCGGGAGAAUACGCCUGGGCUCCCGGACCGGCCGCCUUGGAUGGGCGAGCGCAAGUUCGCUUACCUGCUCUACUCGCCGCAUUGCCACAAUUGCGGUGCUCCCAAUAUUCGUAAGAUCGUGUUUGGCUGGUUCGUUCGUCUGUGUUCCGCGUGCCUCCAGAAAAGGACGAUAUGGUAUGGCCAUGCGGCAGCGAGCACAGAGGAGAUCGAAGAUGGCUCAAUGUUACGCAUCAUGUUCUAUUCCAACACAAUCACCUCCCAUUUCCACGUUGAGGGGAGUUCCCACCUUUCGUACGACCAGAAGUUCAACCGUCUAUUUGUAGACGACGUGAACCGUGUCUUCGAGCAGUUCAAGGCCCUCCCGGAUUCAGCGGUAAAGAAGACCUUCCCCGAUCAAGUCAAGGCGGAGCACGCGGUUCGUCUUCCGUACGCCAACGCCAUCCACCACUGGAUGCAUCAGCAAGAAGAGCAGAGGGUAGCCCAUCUUGACGAUGUUAGGCAGCAGCGUUUCAGCGCCAUCCUGGUCAAAUUAAAAGACGCCGGGUGGGGUGAGGAUCUUGACUUCAUGGGCAAACAGGGCCUCGAUACAAUGUCCAAGAUGCCAGUUGUCCGGCAGUCAUCCAAGCUGACUGAAGGAGCGUGGCAGAAGGUGCUAGUUGUACUCGACGACUUCCUGAAGAGCACCAGAGAGAAUCGCCUCAACGGCGAAUACCGGAAGACUAUAUGGGCGCGGCUCCAAAUUCUCGAACAAGCAAUCCAAGCGCACUACGUGACCCUCCCAUCAGGAAAAACCUCCAUCCAUAACGAGGGCUAA
Messenger RNA from Trametes versicolor FP-101664 SS1, 1161 nucleotides. RefSeq lists its product as uncharacterized. The coding region runs from base 1 to 1161 and encodes 386 amino acids. The transcript is spliced from 8 exons. NCBI's taxonomy places the organism in Eukaryota, Fungi, Basidiomycota, Agaricomycetes, Polyporales, Polyporaceae. The record is from RefSeq and is a predicted model, not a curated record.